Molecule: messenger RNA, 1003 nt
Organism: Marchantia polymorpha subsp. ruderalis
Lineage: Eukaryota; Viridiplantae; Streptophyta; Marchantiopsida; Marchantiales; Marchantiaceae
Source: the annotation of a GenBank genome assembly
GAGAGCGAGCGAAUCAACCUGUGGCAGGCCUUGGUACCCCCGCCUGCCAACGAAGUCUGACGAAGAACAUGAGCAGCAGCGGGCGAGGAACGAAGGGCUGGACCUGGACGAGCACGAGGACGAGCAGCACGACGAACAGGGAGCGAGAGAAUCGGGAAAUUUGCUCGCAGGCAGGCACGCAGGCAGGCAGCGAGGGAGUGAGGCGGUGUGGGCGAGCUCGGAGAGCAGAGGUGAGCUGAGGGCGAGAGCAAUGGCUGCCCUGAGUGCAUGUGGGGUGGUGUUGCCGGGGUUGAGGAGCUCUUUGGUUCCUGCAGCUGCUUCACGCUCGAGCGAUGCUGCUUCGUGUUCUUCCACAUCCGCGGCUUGCGCGGUGAAAUCGUCAGCUUCUGCGAGAAGAGGCGGAAUUUCAGCCGGGAGUUGCAGUCUUCAACAGCGCGGGGCACCCGCAUGCACCUCUGGAUUCAAGGGGGUGACUCUGCCGAUUGUCUCGACUUCGAGUUCCACCAGCCGCGCCUCUCGUCGAGCCCCUCUCUCUGCGCGCUCCGCGCUCGUGCAAAAAGUAACGGCGAAGGAGCUGGACGACAUUCUUACGAACGCCAGAACUUCUCCGAUGAUCAUUGAUUUCUACGCGACUUGGUGUGGGCCAUGUAUAGUACUUGCGCAACAGCUGGAACAGUUGGCCGUGGAAUAUGGCGACGAUGUGAGGUUUUUGAAAGUCGACACUGACGAGGAACAUGAACUUGCCACUCAAAUGGAGAUUCGUGGCUUACCCACAAUGGUAUUCGUCAGUUCUGACACAGAAAAACUGGCUAUCCGCACCGAGGGUUUGCUGCCAACUGAAACCAUCCGCAACAUCAUCGAGAAAGAAUUAUAACGGGCUUGAUCCGAAUUAUUAUACGUAUUAUACUCCGCCAGGAGAGAUUUGUAGCAGUAGUGUAGGACAAGGUUUGCGUCUCACUCCCAGCUGUAUUUAUGAGCUCUGCUCAAUAAAGAUUACUCUUCG